ACGUGCACUCUUCCUUUCCAAACAUCACACUCUCUUCUCUUCUCCUCCACUCCACUCCACUCCACUCCACUCCACCCGCGUUUUGGGAAACCAGAAAAGAGACCACCCACUUUUCUUUCUCCUCCACCCACGUCGCUGGCGAGGAAACACGAAGGCAGAGUGCAGGCCAUUCACGACGUCUCCAUCGGACUGCGAUUCACGAAGGCAAAGCGCAGUGAACGGAGAACGCAGAGCCACCAUCGGACUGCGAUUCACGACGAUUCCGACGGCCACCACCACCGCGAAGAUAGCAAACACAGAAUUGAAAUGGAGGAUUCGGUUAAAGAUGCAACCAAGUCUAGUUCUGUUCUUCAGCAACAACAGAAGAUAAUUGUGUCGUGGGAUGAAAUGAUAGAGAAGGGUUUGGGGAACUUCGGGUGGACACAGUUCCUUCAAUGCAUCCUCGUAUCAGUGGCAAUGUUCUUCGAUUCACAGCAACUAUUCAUAGCAAUCUACACUGAUGAUUACCCGACAUGGCACUGCACCAACCACACCACAACAUGUACCUCAAAUUCCGGCAUCUGCAAGCUCCCAAAGACAUCAUGGGCAUGGGAUGGACCCUCUUCCAAGACAAUCAUUUCACAGUUUGGCCUUGAAUGCGCCACCAGCUUCAUCACAGGUUUACCUCAAUCCUCCUUCUUCCUAGGUUGUCUUCUUGGUUCCUUUCUUCUUGCCACCUUAGCCGACACAUCUCUCGGAAGAAAGAACAUGAUCAUUCUGUCUUGUUUAUCAAUGUCCGUAAUUUCACUCAUCAUCAUCUUCUCCACCAACGUCUGGAUCUACUCGGCGCUGAAAUUCCUCAUCGGGUUCUGUCGAUCAUCGAUCUCAACAUGUUGCUUGGUGUUGCUCAUGGAGAAAGUGAGCACCGAGUGGAGGUUCACGGUGGGGAUUAUAGAGUUUGUGUUCUUCACAUCAGGGUACAUGUCCUUGCCCGGUGUAGCGUACGCCAACAGAAAUUCUCCAUGGAAAUAUCUUUACGUUUGGAUUUCUCUUCCUGCCCUCUCUUACUCUCUCAUCGCAUACCUUUUCGUCACCGAGUCUCCAAGGUGGCUUCUCAUGCAAGGUCGAGUCAAAGAAGCCAUGGAAAUGCUCAAAGGAGUUCAUGACAACGCUGCACCAGAAGAAAAUGGUGUUUCAACAACAGAUACGUAUAAUUAUCUCAAAAGGGUUGAUGUUUCCACAUUAAAUACUGAAUCUUGUGAAGAAAAAAGUGAUCUUGAAAGGAGUGAAGAGAAAAAGAAAAAAAGGGUUUCGUUUUCCAAACCAUACUCAUCAGUAGCAGUGUUGUUGAGAACAAGUUGGGGUCCGAAACGGAUGGUGGGAGUUAUGGGGCUAGGUCUUGGCAUUGGAAUGGUGUAUUUUGGGAUGCCAUUAGCAGUGGGAAACUUGAACUACAACAUUUACCUUGCAGUGGUGUUGAAUGCUUUGAUGGAAAUACCCUCUUGCGUGGUGACCUAUUUCUUGGGAAAGUGUGGGAGAAAGUUAUCGAUUUUUGUGUUCUCAGUGGGAAGUGGGAUAUGUUGCAUAGUGUGUGUGGUGAUACGCAGUGAAGGUGUUAAGGUGUGGGUUGCAGUGGCAUCGUUUUUCUGUGCAUGCACUGCAUUUAACGUGUUUCUGAUAUACAUGGUGGAGCUGUUUCCGACAUGCGUGAGGAACACUACAGCAUCACUUGCGAGACAAGCUGUGGUGUUUGGCUGCGUGUUCAGUCCGUUUCUGAUAGCUGCAGGGAGAAAGAACAACCUUUUCUCUUAUGGUGUUUUUGGAGUGCUUAUAAUUUCCUCCACUUUAACGUUGUUGAGUUUGCCUGAGACCAGAGGAAUGCCUCUUUCUGACACCAUGGAUCAGCAAGAGAUGAAAGAAGGAAACUUCCCUCUGUCAUGUUAAUGGGUGACAAGGCAAAUUUUUUAUGCUUUUCUGAAGUUUCGUAGGGUGAAAGGUCUUAAACUUGUUUAUUUUUCUUUUCUUUUAAUUUUAUCUGCUUAGAGUAAAUUAUUAGAGUAAAUUAUCUUUGAUUUAAUUAAUCGGAUAAUACACACUUUUAUUUAGAUGUAUCAAUUUGAUAUCCGCCUUUAAAAAGAUGUCAAUUAAGUUUCAACUUUUGAAAA
Messenger RNA from Vigna unguiculata (cowpea), 2144 nucleotides. RefSeq names its product organic cation/carnitine transporter 3 pseudogene. The record is from RefSeq and is a predicted model, not a curated record. Lineage: Eukaryota; Viridiplantae; Streptophyta; Magnoliopsida; Fabales; Fabaceae.